AUGACGAUGGCCAUUUUAUCAACAUUUGAGAUGCGCCACUGGGCAGAAUGUGGCGUCUACUUUAUGCUGGUUACCUUUGGAGUGGUUCUUUUGUUUGCUCUGAUUGUUCUGACGUCUGACUAUGUGGACGGCUGGCUAAGGAGAAGGGCUUUGGGUGACAUUCCUUUUGUAGAUGAGGGAAGCAAUAUGAGCGCACGUUUGAGAUGGUAUAGCCUGAGGUUUGACGCUGAGAAAGAGUAUGCCAAAGCAUAUAAACAGUACAGUAAGGCAGGCAAACCAUACGCGACAAGAGUCCAAAGCAAUGAUCAUGGCCGAUUUCAUGGGGCUAUGGUUAAUGCAAUAGAUAAGACUUUGCCAUUGACCAUUGACAAUCCGACAACAGGUGAGUGGAAGCAAUUGAACGUAUUUAACACUAUCGUUACAUUAUGCUCAACGGUUGUGAUGUCUGUACUGCUUGGACAGGAGUUCUGCAUGGAUAUAUCUCUCAUACAGGCUAUGAGCAUGUACAAUGCUACGGUGAUGCCCAGCUGUUAUGAACGCACUAGCUACCCCCGUGUUCUCCGGCCUUUUGUCUGGCGCCUUUCGCCCCCCUGUCGUGCAAUGAAGUCACAUUUUUCAAAGGCAAAGAUGAGGCUGAUGCCAGAGAUAAAGCGCCGUAUUGAUAUUGCGCGGCCAAACAAAGGGCGGAUAGGAAACGAUGGCCCUGCGUCUCUCUUGGAUGGUCUCAUUGAGACAGCAUUCGAAAAAGGCAUUUUGAAUCGAAGUGGCAAUCGCCAAGAUGAUGACCAGCAGGUUGAUUUGUUGGCCGAGGAGAUCAUCCUUUAUCAUUUUGAACUCUCCUCCCCCAUUGCAUUUUUCGUAAUCUUCAAAUUGUACGCUAUUAUUGACCACAUGGAAUACUUGGCUCCUCUCAGAGAGGAGCUGCACCUACCUUUCAUCGAUUUGCUCUGCCCAAUUCACCACAUAACUACUGACGUGGAAACCCGUUCUCUAGUAACCAGCUUCCGCCGGGUGAUGAAACCAGUUCACCUGGAGUCUAUAAACCUAUCUUUAAACCCAGGCACCAUAAUCAUGUCCCCGGGUAGAGAUGUCCAUCUUGACCCAGAUCAUUAUGAAAACCCGACCACAUUUGAUGGCUACCGCUUCUACGAUGCCAGCCGCGGAACCUGCACUCCGCAUAUAUCGACUACCUCCCCGACGUUCCUCACGUUCUCUCAUGGAAUAAGUGCUUGUCCAGCGCGAGUGCUUGCGACUCAAAUCUCUCGAACCAUCUUUAUCAUGUUCCUUCUCAAAUAUGAUGUGGAGCUUGCGCACGAAGAGAUGCCAGCCUAUGGCAUCACUAAUGGGCCAGUGUAUCUGCCUAAUCCCUUGAUCAUGAUGCGCGUAAGGCCUCGCCAGAAAGACGCGUUAGGACCGUGA
Molecule: messenger RNA, 1419 nt
Organism: Aspergillus nomiae NRRL 13137
Lineage: Eukaryota; Fungi; Ascomycota; Eurotiomycetes; Eurotiales; Aspergillaceae
Product: cytochrome P450
Exons: 5
Coding region: 1-1419 (472 amino acids)
Molecular function (GO): iron ion binding; oxidoreductase activity, acting on paired donors, with incorporation or reduction of molecular oxygen; heme binding
Source: RefSeq, a predicted model, not a curated record